AUGGUGGUGGUGGGCAUUGUUGGCCCCCAGAAGAGUGGCAAAAAGGCAGUUGCCGCGGCCCUGCAGGAGCUGCACGGCCUAACCAUUCUGAACUUAGGCGAAUUCGCAAGUACUGAAGUGGAAAGUGGACCUCAAAAUGGCGAAUUCAGGGGCUUUAAGAAGGGAGUUUGUUCUGAAAUAGUUGAGCAAAACGCCUCCAACUUGGCGCCUGCUGAAGACAGCACUUCGCUUGCUACAGUGGAAACCAGCGAAAGCCCAGCAACAGAUGCACCUGCUGCAGGCGCGGCUGCAGCAGCAGAAAGCCCAACGACUGCAACAACAGCAGCAGCAAUAGCAGCGAUGGACCACUGCAUGAGAAAUUGGCAAAAAGACUUCUUGGUGUUGGGCUUCAAGACACUGGAGCAGGUGAACGUAUUCAGAAAACGCCCUCUCUUUCUGCUGCUCGCCGUCGACGCGCCCAUUCUCACUCGGCUGCAGCGCGCAGCAGCAAGUGACGUUUCUGCUUUUUUGGCUCGGGAAGACAAACUUAUGUUCGGGACAGAUGCGGAAAAAGGCGGAAAAGGAAUUUAUGCCUGCAUGCGCCAGGCAGACGCAAUCAUUUUAGGUGAUGGGGGGCUAAGUUCUCUCGAAGAGAAACUGCGCAGCCUCGAUAUCGUCAACCCCGAGCGCCGCCGCCCCUCUUGGGAUGCGUAUUUCAUUCGCCUGGCGUCGUUGGCUGCGAGCCGUGCGAAUUGCCUGAAGCGAAGAGUCGGCGCUCUUGUUGUCCGCAGCAACCGGUUGGUGUCCACUGGCUACAACGGCACCCACUCAGCUGCAACAAACUGCCUCGACGGAGGCUGCGAAAGAUGCAAAGACCCCACAAUCCGCGCGGGCAAGCAGCUGGAGGCGUGCAGCUGCAUUCACGCUGAGGCCAAUGCCUUGCUGGAAGCAGGCAGAGAACGCUGUCUCGGAGGAACUCUCUACGUGACGUGCCUGCCCUGCUUGGGCUGCGCCAAACUAACGAUUCAAGCUGGCAUUAAGUGCGUUGUCUACGCGGAGGCGUACGACACGAAGAGCGGCUCGCUGGAGUUGCUAAGAAACGCGGGGCUGGAAGUUUACAGGUUCGCGGACCGCCACCCGUCAAUUCCGCAUUCUAUUGCAACAUAUGCAGACUGA
Molecule: messenger RNA, 1155 nt
Organism: Eimeria tenella
Lineage: Eukaryota; Apicomplexa; Conoidasida; Eucoccidiorida; Eimeriidae
Product: deoxycytidylate deaminase, putative
Exons: 11
Coding region: 1-1155 (384 amino acids)
Molecular function (GO): catalytic activity
Source: RefSeq, a predicted model, not a curated record